GCUCGGCGGGGCUUUGCGGGGGGGGGCGCGGAGCAUGUCGGCGCUGCGGCGCAAGCUGGGGGACGACUACCAGGUGGUGAGCACCUCGGCCAGCGGAGCGGGGCUGCCGCCCCCCAGGGCCGCCCCCCGCGGGAAGCGCCAGCGCUUCGUGGACAAGAACGGCCGCUGCAACGUCCAGCACGGCAACCUGGGCGGCGAGACCAGCCGCUACCUGUCCGACCUCUUCACCACCCUCGUGGACCUCAAGUGGCGCUGGAACCUCUUCAUCUUCAUCCUCACCUACACGGUGGCCUGGCUCUUCAUGGCCUCCAUGUGGUGGGUCAUCGCCUACAUGCGGGGCGACCUCAACAAGGCGCACGACGACAGCUACACCCCCUGCGUGGCCAACGUGUACAACUUCCCCUCCGCCUUCCUCUUCUUCAUCGAGACCGAGGCCACCAUCGGCUACGGCUACCGCUACAUCACCGACAAGUGCCCCGAGGGCAUCAUCCUCUUCCUCUUCCAGUCCAUCCUGGGCUCCAUCGUGGACGCCUUCCUCAUCGGCUGCAUGUUCAUCAAGAUGUCCCAGCCCAAGAAGAGGGCCGAGACGCUGAUGUUCAGCGAGCACGCCGCCAUCUCCAUGCGGGACGGGAAGCUCACCCUCAUGUUCCGCGUGGGAAACCUCCGCAACAGCCACAUGGUCUCGGCGCAGAUCCGCUGCAAGCUGCUCAAGGGACCACCUCGGAGAGCCUCAGGCUGCGGGCUGAGCCACCGGGAUUCUCAACUUCCUUGGAGAUAAUUCUGCUCCUCAGCGCAGGAUUUAAAUGCAUAUUUAUAGAUUCCUAUAAAAUGCUCCGUUUCCCUGACAAGUAAAUCCUUUGUAGCUCAAAUUCCUGGGCGAGCCGGUGAGGAGGAAAGCUCUCUGCCUUCCGGGCAUAAUCCCGAGCUUUUUGGGCAACCCCGAGCCCAGCCGGGCGGAACUUUUGUUUCUGCGGAGCGUGAACUCCAUGGGCAGCUCAGUGCCGGGGUUAGACGUGGAAAACCCUGCCCUGGAAAAAUCCAGUGUUUGUUUGAGCGUCGCUCGGGCGGCCGCGGAUCCAUCU
Neopelma chrysocephalum (saffron-crested tyrant-manakin) is the source of this 1082-nucleotide messenger RNA. Its product is annotated as G protein-activated inward rectifier potassium channel 1. Bases 35 to 778 code for a protein of 247 amino acids. Gene Ontology annotation, molecular function: G-protein activated inward rectifier potassium channel activity. The transcript has 2 exons. Gene Ontology annotation, cellular component: plasma membrane. The record is from RefSeq and is a predicted model, not a curated record. Lineage: Eukaryota; Metazoa; Chordata; Aves; Passeriformes; Pipridae. Gene Ontology annotation, biological process: regulation of monoatomic ion transmembrane transport; potassium ion import across plasma membrane.